AAAAAAAGUCUGAUGUAAAGUUUUUUUGGCGGGAUUUCAUCGAGUGCGGUUGGAGGGCUAUCGUUUUUUGUCUCACCAGAUGGCGCCACUGUUUAGUGAGGUCCUGAAGUGUAACUUUUAAAGUUAGUAAACACGCUCGUGAUAUCAAAGUUUACAUUUUAAUACAAAAGAAUCGUAUCUUAAACAUAAUCGCCCAUACCACAGUGUUGCGCAGUCCCGUUUUGUUCGGAAAAAAGAAGGACAAUAUUUUUUCUUAGCUCCGCUUUUAAAUAACUGACAAUAAUUGACACGUAACUCAUAUUUGCCAUGUCCAAAUCGUAAUCUGUUUAUUGUUGUGAUAAAGUUUCUGGAAUCGGCGACUUUGCUUCUAUGAUACCGACAUACCAACAGAAUUGCAUAAACUUUUAGGUAACCAUUUAUUUUAUAAACCUAUAUUUAAUUUUAUAUGUAACACUGUAGAAAAAUUGUAAAAUGUAAAUAAUUAACAAAUAUAUUAAGUUGCAUGUUCUUAGUAAUAAGCUAGGCAUAAGGACAAUGUAUCCAUUGCCAAUAAAUAAAAAAAAAAUGUUUAAAUUUUAUUAUCAAAUUGACGUGACGGGGGAAUCCGGGGGAAUAACAGAUUAUCAACAAAAAGUUCGUUUUCUUUUUUUCUAAUUAAAAUAAAUUAUAUUUUGCUGUAAAAGGAAAUUAAAAUAAGUAAUUACUACUUAUAAAGUAUAUAUUAUAAAACUCACCAUGUUUGCUAUAGAAAAAAAGUUUGAUAUCGAAAUGAAACUUCGCAAGGAGAUGACAAAUAUUCAAGAGCUAAAAGCAGCAGCAAACCGAAGCUCUUCGCUGGCUAACGAUGUUUGCAAUGUGCUUGGCGCCUGCGAGCAGCGGCUGCAGCAGCUGGAGGCUGCCGUGCUACCUCUGUAUGGGGAUACUGCACGAUUGCAGCAUAUACACCAGAAUAUGGAAAAAACUGUAAAAGCCUUGGAUCAUGUGAUUAAUUUCUAUAUGGUAUCACGAGAGCUGGCAGAUUUGGUCCAAGCUGGGCCUCAUACAUCUUCCACAGAAUCACUAAAUUUAUAUUUGGAGGCUUUAGAUAAACUGGAAGAGGCACAAACAUAUUUCAAUAAACACAAUGCUCAGAGUGUUGAGCUGGAAAAUAUAAAUCAACUGUAUAAUACAGGAGUGUUGAAGUUGGAGAAUGCAUUUGAAGAACUUUUGAGUCGCAACACUAGACCCUUGUCUCCCACCACUCUCAUGGACAUGAUUGCUUUAGAAGAAGACUCCAGCGCGGACAGCGUAAGCGUGAGCGUGAGCGCUUCCGGGAGCGGUUCCAGCGGGGGCCCGUCGCUGGAGACUUUGCGCGCGGCCGCGGCCUGGCUGAGCGCAGCCGGCCGCCCGCCUCUCAACGCGCUCGUCAGUAUCCGAGCUCCGGCCGCUAAGCAGAGCAUGCUCGCCUUCAGGGACUACCUGCGCUCGCGGUCCAUGGCUGCCUCGCCGCUCAUGAGAGCGAAAAACGUGCUUCACCGAUCUGAUAGCACAUCUAAGAAGACUAGCAAAAUCCAGAAAGUGUUGGAGAAACGUGCCAACAAAAUUAUGAUGAAGGCAUCACAAACUUUAGAACAGUCCACGGGGUUGGCUAUAGGCCCGCGACGAUCUGUUGUUGAAGCAUAUCCGGAUGAAACCGGUGAGGCGGGCGAGGAGAGCGAGGUAGAGGCGGCCGGGGCGUUGGCGGCGGCAUUAGCUAGGAUAGCGCGGCAUGAACAGCGGCACGUGCUGGGGCUGGUGCCGCUGCCGCGCCUGCCCGCGCUGCUGCACCACCUGCUCAAGGACUGCUGCGCGCUGCUGGCUGCCGACGUCGAGCGCGCCUGCACGCGCAGUCGUCGCGCGGCGGCGCGCUGUGGGCCGGGCCCGGGGUGCUGGGCGCUGCUGGCGCGACUGCAGCGUCUGCAGCCAGACGUGGAGCGGGCCCUGCAGCCUGCCUCACCUGCGCCCUACACCGCCAUCAUGCAGGCCUGCCAGACCCACUGCCUGCAGUGGGCGGAGGAGUGGGUGGAAGGGGUGCGUGGGGACGGGGCCGGGGCGGCCGUGGACGGCACCGUGCACCAACUGGCGGCCGCGGCGCUGGGGCACUGUCAUCAUCUAGCGCAUCUGGCGCAUUGUAUGGGGCCGGCGUUGGCCACGGACCCCAACUACGCUCGAGCGGCGGCUCAGUUGCCCGCCAGCCACGACAGAAACGCUACACUCCUCGCCAUAUACAUGCGUAAGGUUUUGGCGCAGCUGAACUUUACGCUGCGCAACAAGAGUGAGCAGUACCCGGACGCUUUGAAAGCGAUAUUCCUACUCAACAACACACACUACUUAUUGCAGGGUCUCCAACGCAGCGGAUUACUGGAUGUAGUUUCUUUGGCAGAGCCCGAGUGCGAAGCCAGCUACCGAGACCUCAUAAACCACCACAGACAAGCCUAUCUGCAGAGCUGGAAUAAGCUGCUAGCACACUGUGUGCUGGACGAGCAACUUCCGCCCAAGCUGCGCGACAGGGACAGACAGAUCCUUAAGGACAAGUUUGCGGUCAGUAUUAAUACACAAUUCAGAUGAAUGGAAAAAGACUGACGUAUGAAUUUCAUUAAGAUAUUGUGUCUGGAAAAGUCUGGAAGGGAUCAUCUAAAUGGGUUUUACGACAUUGGUCAAAUCUUAAUCAUCUUUCUGCCCGUGUUCUGAAAUAUGACUAUUGCUUGGCUUGUCAUGAAAAGGUUCGCGAUAACAUGACAGUGUGGUCGUAGCGAUACACAUCGAGAAUUCCUUAGGCCGCGUUGUUUCGGCUAUAGUUAAACUUGAUUAAAAAAUAAUGGAGUAAAAACAAUAUUUUCUCAUAAUUUUACACAUUUACUAUAGUCAUCACAAAAUACUAGGCCCGUUUUGACAGUUGUUACUAGUGAUAACAUAACUACCUAGUCAGGUCAUAAAUUCUGUCACAUGUUUAAUAUAAAAUAAUUGAAACAAGUUUAUUCAUUAUUAUGUGUUAUUAUGUAACCAUUUAUAUACCAAAAUGAACUUAACAAAACAUAGAUUCUUAUGACAAUAAAGUUUAUUCAAAAUGACCUCCGUGAUUUUGAAUACAGGCCUUCAAUCUGCGCGGCCAGUCGUCUAUCGCAGCACGAACGAGGUCCAUGUCAAUAUCGGCGGAUGCCUUAAUCAAGGAUGUCUUGACUGACUCCAAAUUGGGAUGAGGCUUUGAGCACGCCUUUUCCUCCAAGUGUUUCCAUAUCUUGUAAUCUAACGGACUCCAAAUCUGGACUGGAGGAGGGCCAGUCUUCGUGCCGGACGAAGUCAAUUUCACGCGCCGCCAGCCAAUCUUGUGUGCUCUUCGCUCUAUGAGCUGGCGCCGAAUCUUGUUGUGAUACCCAGUGCCUGUUAUUGAAUAUGGUAUGAGAAACAGGUUCCACAAGGUUCGUCAGGACUGUAUUUUGAUACACAACUGCAUUCGUUUUUACACCUUUCUCACAAAAAUGUACCUCUGUUAAGCCCCAAUAAGAAACUCCCAACCAUACCAUGAGCGAGGAUGGAAAAUGACCUCGUUGGACACGCGGAAUACGGUUGCUCGCUUCUUCACUACUGUGUUCGUACACCUUAUUAUUUUGUUUGUUGUAGCUCUCUUCUACGGUAAACAUUUUUUCAUCCAAAAAAAGGAUUUCCCGAUAUUUUUUUCCCGCGUACCGCUUCAACAAAGCGCGGCAUCUCUUCAGUCUCAGGUCCAUUAGACGAGCAUUCAAGCGAUGUCCUGUUUUUCUUCGAUAUGCCCGAAGCCCUAAGUCUUCAUUUAACACCCUUUACACCGUGGUUUUGCUUAACCCCAUCUGAAGGGACAACAGUUUCUGCUUUCGUUUGGGAUUUCUUUGAAUUCGCGCCUUCACAGCUUUUAUCACUGCUGGAGUCCUAACAAACCGAGGGCGACCACUUCUUGACCUGUCAUCUACACUAGAGUCUUCAUCGUAUCGUUUGAUGGUACGAUAAACGAAUCUUUUGGUUAUAUUCAAAAUUUUCAGUAUGUCAAAAUUUGGAAUUGGCGCGUAACCGCAACGAUGCAACGCAAUAACUGCAACACGGUCUUCUUUAAGCGUCCACUCCAUAUUUAAAAAUGAGUGAGUAAAAUUCGAAAAACUAUACAUUUUUAUUUUCAUGAACAAUUCGAAAUUCGUAUUUAAUAAUCUUUUUCGUGGCCAGCAUUCUAAAAGAAAAGUUAUAACUGUGUGACAAUACUGAAUAAAGUCUGUUCCAAAACAAUUUGGACUAAAAGUAAACAAACACUUUACUUCUCAAUUCCCACGCAAUGACUUAGGUACUAAAUGGAUUUCUCGACACAUUCACUUGCAUUUCUAGGGCUUUAACUUAUUAAUUCACGUUCUUUUAUAGUUCUUCUUUCUUCUUAUUUCUUUAAUAGUAUAUGAAAAUUUUAAAAUAAAAACUCGAAAAGUAAGGUUGUUUUGACAGAUGAUAAUUGACUGUUGCUGUUGUCCAUGGUUGAAAAGGGUUGCACCCAAAAAUCUAUUCAAAAUGAUUUCAAUUGACUUUAGUCAUCGAAUAGUGAAUCGAUUAUUUAAUCGAAUUGAUAAGUAGCAUAAUGAAUAAUACAGUUCAAGGAACGCAUUUUUUUUAUUGUUGUUAACCUGAUGUUAAGUGGUGAUAAAGUCCAAACCUUUUUGUUAUUGCAAAUAUGAGCAAUUUGUUAUUAUUGUUUAGGUUUUAUUGUUAUCAUAAUUUCGCCAAUUACGGAUGGUGUGGAUUUUAAUUAUUCGCCUAUAGAUCUUUAUUCGUUUUAUCCCUUUUAUUAUUUUUUAUGCAAAUGGAUCUAAAAAGAAAAUAAGUUCUCACUAGAUCCAUCAUGGAUCCGCCGAUGUAUCUACUGAGAAUGGCCCGUUUUUAACUCUUUUUAGAGAGUUGUCAAAUUUCUAUGAACAUUGACUGAAUGUAACCGAGUAAUAUGUUUAGUCGUUCAACCGCGAAUGGGAGGAUAUCACUCGCGCUCAGCGUUUAUACAGCGUGCCGGACGCCGAGCUACGCGAAUCGUUGAAGCGAGACAACAAGCAGGCUAUCCUUCCCACGUACACCGCCUUCUACGACGCUUGCGCUCAUCUACCCUUCUCCAAGAACCCGGAUAAAUACGUCAAAUAUACGCCCGUACAGAUCGCGACUCAGCUCGACGGAUAUUUCGAUGAGUCCGCCUAGUAGUUGAUAUAUUACUACUCUUCCCUGUGAGGUGUUAAUGUGUACUUUACUCAAUGACCGCAUUAAACUUCACUCGAUAUCAAUAAUAACUCGGAAACAAUAACGAUACACAUUUUAUUAAUAUCAUCACGUUGUAUCGAUAGGUAAUAAUUCAAAUAUAAUAAUGAUGUGUGUAAAAACAAAACUGUGUUUUCCAUAUUAUAUUUUGAAUUUACUUACAUAUAUAAUAUAUUAAUUUGAAAUAUUUAAAAAAUGUAUUUUAGUAUUUUAUAAUUUAUAUUGUAACUAAGCUAUGAUUUAUGUUAUCCGUACAGUUAAAACCUGCACGAAAAUAAUGUCUUAAUUUUGUUACUUAAAUCCAUGAUUCUGGUGUUCAAUUGAAUAUUUUAUUUUGUACCGGGUUACAGGGUUACAGGGUAAGUCUUACUGAAUAUUACAGGAGGAUAUUAUUCAGGUCAUUACUGAGGGAUUUGGUCCUAUUACAUGGUGUCCGAAGCUUUACCGUUAAGGAGAUAUUUAGAUUUUUUUAAAUAAUCCUUAUAUUUUUGACUUUUCAUCUAUUUUUUUUUGGGAUUAGAGCUCCUAGGGUCCGUUUUUUAUUUAGUUAGAAGAUACAUCAAUUAAUUAGAUUGAUUAAUCGAUGUCUUCAUAUCUUCAAAAUCCAUUGGCGUUAAAUCGGGGCUUCUUGUCGGCCAUGCUAUGGGUCCGCCUUUUCCGAUCCAGCGGUUUGGGUACUUUUCGUCCAACUAUGCUCGAGCACUUCGAGGCGGACCCAUAGCAUGGCCGGCAAGGAGCCUCGAUUUAACGCCAAUGGUUUUUUUAUGUGUGGGGUCAUAUGAAAACCUGGUGUACGACCAAAUGAUUGAGAAUAUCGAUGUUCUGAAACAAAAGAUAAAGGCUGACGAAAUGAGGCGAAACCUGCGAACUUCAGUCGUUAAAACUAAAAGUAAUUUAAGGAAUAUAUUGAUAAUUUGUGUUAGAAAUAGAGAAAUUCUUAAAACAUGAAUCAUUUGUUUAGUUUAUUUUUAGCCAUUUAUACCUUAAACUAAAACUGUACCCUUUGCUACCUGAACUAUCAUUUGGUCCAGUUCUUGGCUAUUUAAUAGUUAUUAUUAUACCUUUUUGAAAAGGUAGACGUAGAAGAUUUUUAAAUUAUUUGCAGAAUAAGUUUCAUACAUUAUUUUUUAAAAAAAGUUUUUCAAAGUUAGAAAUACUUAGUUAUUUUUUUCACUCUACCCGUUCUUGGCCAGUUUUUUCCAUUUGUUAGUAGCAGGUUCAGUUUUUUAUUAAUCAAUUUGAUUAUUUGAUGUGACUUCUAACUAAAUUAAUUAUAAAAUGGACCCUAGGAGCUGUAAUCCCGCAAAAAUCGAUGAAAAGUCAAAAAAUUAAGGAUUAUUUAAAAAAAAGACUUAAAAUCUGAAUAUCUCCUUAACGCUAAAGUUGUCCAUGUUACAUGUUAACCAUGUCAUAGGACCAAAUCCAUCAGUAAUGACCUGAAUAAUAACCUCCUUUAAUAUUCAGAACGACUUUCCCUGUAACCCUGUAUAAAAAUCUUAAUUGAGGUAUGUUUCUAUACAUAGAACAGUGUAUGCUUAAGUUAUAUACAUAUUAAAUAUAAUAACUUAUCUAAUUAAAAUGUAUAACUAUAUGCAAAUGUUAAAUAAAAGACUACAAUCAUGAGUGUAACAUUUUAUUAUUGCAUCUCAAUUAAUGUUAUUAUUCUUGCUGUUCUUCCUCUUCUUCCUCUUUGGCCACUGUAACAAAAACUUAUAGGUAACAUACUUCGUUCGAUAAUACAUGUGAAUUUAAAUACAUAAAUGGAAUUUCGAAAUUACAAAAAAAAAACAUAUACAGAGAAUGGACUUAGGGACACUCGCAUCUAAUUUUCUCGUUUUUUUCAUUCUCAUUACAGAUGAAAAUGAGAGACUGAUGUUUUUAGUUUAAAGUUAACAAAAUCAUGCCAGAAUCGACAUCAUAGACAAACUAUGAACCGCCCCAUCGCUUUGUAUAUUAUUCCAUUUUGCCUUCACAGUUGGUUAGUGAACGGCCAUUAUCUAUCUCUAUGACCCUAAUGGCUCGAUUACACUUGAUCGUUAACCCGAAUACGAGUUCUAAUCAGAAAUCAAUAUAUCUUUAUUCAAAUUGGAUGUAUAGUAUUGUAGUAACUCUUUUGAAUCGUCCAAUUUUUUUUUCCUUACCACUCGUUAUUGUACAUAUUUUUUAGCUGCGGAGAAAAACUCCACAACAUUAAAAGUAUAAUGUAACAUCAUUUACAAAUCAUUAUGUUGUUACAACGUCAAUACAAUCAUGAUUUAUUUAAUAUAGGAAACCUGUUAGAAUGAUUGGAACAGUUCAAACCCCAGCAUUUUAAGCAGCAUAAAAAUCCCAUAACCUUAGCUAAAUUAGAACUACGAGAAGUCUUAAUCACAAUCAUCCUAAUUGGUAUUGUAAAAUAUCAAAUAUAAUACAUUGUUCCUAUUCACUGGAGCUGAAGACAUGAAACCAAGCCGCGACGCGAGACUACAAUAAACAAAUCGUUUUCUAGAUCGACUCAAUCGGGAAUCGAAACCAGUAUUCCUUCAUAUGCAGCUACAGAAUUUAAAAAAAAUGUCAUAGUCGAAAAAAGGAAAACGUUAGAUUUACCACCAAUAUCAUGGAAUGAAGAAAUCGUUAUCUAUGCUCUUAUUUCAUAUACUAAUUCAAUAAAAUAGAAUCCAUUUUCUUUCUCUAGAGUUACAAAGCUUUGACAGAUGAGAAGCAAUCGUACUAUUAGCGAAUAUGACAUACGAUCAGCAGACAGCUAACUCAUAUCAAGAUAUUAAGAAGCAGUUCUUGCUAGGUGCUGGAAGAAACGACGGGUGUAAUUAAUAUCACAUGCCUAACACGGAUCAUAAUUAUAGAACUUUCGUUCGACAUCCGUCCGUUCGGCGUGCAAAACAAAUGUUUUUCCUUUUGUAAAAGCGGUCAAACAUGCCUUAAUGCACGAACAACUUCUUUAUGGCAGAUUAUGGAUAUACACAGACAGACAGCCGGACAGACAUAUCAAUAAACAACUUCUAGUAAAAGGUAUAGUCACGUAGGGCCGUAUAAUAGCGUUUCGACACAUUACGAUAGUGACGGGGCUCAUCAAUAUUAUAAUUGCGAAAGUGUGUCUUGUCUGCUUUUACCUCUUCACGCUUAAAGCACUGAACCGAUUCAUAUGAAAUUUGGUACAGAGAUAGUUUGAGUCCCGGGAAAGGACAGAAGAUAGUUUUUAUUCCAAAAAUCGUCCUUUGACCCGCCUUUUCACCCUUAAAGGACGAUUUCUGUAAAGGAACGGGAGAGUGUAUGAGAAACCAAAUAUUCCACGCAAAUUGCGGGCUCUCGAACUCGCGUUUUGAACUUUUGGAAUUUUGACCAAUAUUGCAAGAAGUAGCUGAUAAAAAAAAUAAUAAAACAAACAUAAUAAUAUGUUUUCUAUGCUCAGCCGUUUCUUAGCCUAGUUGUUAUAAAUAAUGAAUAAAUAUUUCCAACACUCCACCAAUUAGAAUAGCCCCAAAGUAAGCACUGUAGGCUUGUGUUAUGGGAAACUAGGGUAACGGACAGAAUACAUACACUGAUACAUGUAUAAGUAUAUUUAUAUAGAAAUACAGAUUAACAUCCAUGACUGGAAUACAAAUAUGCUCGUAUUCAUCACACAAACAUCUGCCCCCACCGGGAUUCGAACCCGGAACCUCUCGAGUAGGCGACACCUUGAACCCCGGAAUGAUGAAUUUAAUUUAGCUUUGUUGCCUAGAUAAUUUUAUUUAGAUAAGAAUGCUAAGAAACGGAACCAGAUUAUUGAAACUGACCGUAAAUCAAGUGAGACGGUAAUUAGCUGCAGGUGUGUGAUUGGAUUAAUAUGUAGAAGGCACAGUGUUUCCUUUCGGUGAGAUUGGAGAGGUAUUUGUUUCUCAAUCCUCGAAAGCAGCUAAACAGAUUUGGAUGGAAUUUGGCAUAAUUUAAGGCCCAGCCUUAAUUAAGGAAAAGGACAAAAAUGUAGGUUAAUGUUGGAUAGUAAACGAAGGGUUCCGUACAAUUAUCUAUACAAUGGUGUCGAUUCUAGCGUGAUUCACUAAACUUAAAAGUAAACUUAACAUCAGUCUGUCUUUUUCAUUCCGUAUAGAGAAUGACAAGGAUACACUGUUGUCAAAUUUAAGUUUAGACUUAGAGAAUCAUGACAGAAUCGACACCAAUAUUAGAGAAACGGCAAAAAAAACGUGUGUUGUAAGAGAGCACCCCUUUAAUAUUUAUUGAAAUUUAAUUUAGGUACUUUUUUUUUAAAUGAAUAUGAAAUUAAAUAUUCUGUGUUGCAGUUCUAAAUAUUGUGCAAAACGUAAAAAAACACGUUUGUUGUAUGGGAGCUCCUCUUAAAUAUUUAUACUAUUUUUAGUAUUUGUUAUUAUAACGGCAACAUAAAUAAAUAAUCCGUGAUCAAUUGGUCAGCUAUGACUGACUGUUACUGAGAUAAGCCCCGUGACAGAUACACAGACAGACAGUAGAGUCUCAGUAAUAGAGGAGGUCCACGGAACCCCUAAAAACGAAGUACUGUAGUACCCCUAGCACGAACCAAAAUCGAAUUCGUAAUGUUUGCGAGUCCGAAAUGUCAUUGUCAAAUGUGUACUGAUUUUUAAGUUCCCGUCACGUCCAAAGUGGCGCUGCUGUUCAAGUUUCCAAACAAAAUUUGACAUUGACAUUUCUGUUUGCAAACUAUUCGAAUUCGAUAUUGGUUCGUGCUAGGGGAACAGUUUUUAUGUAUCCACAGCAAAAAGGUUUUUAUCCUCAUGUAAGUUUUAUUAGACAGUUUUAUUUCCAGACAGUCUAGUUUAUAAUACUUGAAAUGUAUUCAACACUAGGUACGACAUCAAUAAUUUCACAUUUAUUUUAUUUCACUAUACAAAUAAUACGACAACGUCAAAUAUGAAAGCCGUAUAAAAGCAUAAAAACCCUGACAAAUGGUAACCCUAUUUUUGGAAAAAAAUGUUAACUCGGUUAGUCUGUAUAUAUAAAAGGUAACUGUUACCGACUGAUCUUUCAACGCACAGCUGAAACUUCUGAACGGAUUGCGCUGAAAUUUAGCACAAAUAUAGCUAUUACCCGCGUAGUGGGUCGCGGCCUAAUCUUCCUAUUCCAUCCACAGGGAAGGAUGCCUGUGCCCCAGCGGUGGGGAUAUUAAAACGCUGAUGAUGAUGAAAGGUGUAGAACUGUGGUUCAAAGUUUGUAUGGGAAACCAAUAUUUCCACGCAGAUAAAGUCGCGGGCACCCACUUGUACCAAAUAUUUAUUUUACCUAUUUAUUUAAUGGCAUGGAUGGGAUGUAUUAACACUUCUGAUGCCGUGAAGGAGGGUCUGGGGUUAAUAUUCUUAUGCGCAUAUCCAUGUUAAAAUUUGUAAGAAGUUGAAAUAAAUUCACAAAGAAAAUAAUUGCGAGCAUAUGUAACGAUUCAGAUUUUUGCUUAUCACUAGUUGAAAACUUUUUAUCAGCGUGUGUGCUCUGUAAAUGAAUUUUCUAUGUAAAUUAAAUAUAUUAUGUUACCUCCGAUUUUAUAUAUUAAAAAAAAUAGAGUUUGAAGUACUAUUUACAAUGUAGAUUUGACUUCGAUUAACUUAUACAAAAUUAUAGUUUAUAAAUUUUGUAACAGUAUAGUUUUUAGAUUAGGUUAAAUUCAAUAAAACUCAGAACUAUGGUUGUAACAGAUCAAGGGUUAUUCUAAAAUACAUGAAAAAUAACAUUCAGAGCACACAAUCGAUAAGUCCACUGUAUUUAGUAAAAUAACUA
Molecule: messenger RNA, 11010 nt
Organism: Chilo suppressalis (striped riceborer)
Lineage: Eukaryota; Metazoa; Arthropoda; Insecta; Lepidoptera; Crambidae
Source: the annotation of a GenBank genome assembly